AUGACGACUAGGCCGAUUUUGAAAGACCAGAAACUGGAUGAUAAAGGUAUUUCCGUUCCACUCAGUGUGAGGCCGUCUCACGACGGAGUUGAGAUUGACUACGAAGCCCUUCCUGAGAACUCUCCCGUCGUCGCACAGCUUGUCGCUGGAGCCUUCGCCGGUAUCAUGGAACACACAGUCAUGUAUCCUAUCGAUGCGAUCAAAACCCGAAUGCAAACACUGAAAGUGCCGCUGAACGAAGGAGUCAUCCAAUCAUUUUCCAAGAUCUCUUCUACGGAGGGAGCUAUUGCAUUAUGGCGAGGGGUGUCGUCCGUCGUUUUGGGAGCGGGACCUGCUCAUGCUGUAUAUUAUUUGGUUUUUGAGUCUACUAAGACCGCUCUCUGUCAGCUUUCCGCAUCUUCACAUACUCACGGCAGCGCUAGUUUUAUCACAGAUGAGAAACACCCUAUCAUUGCAUCGAUGUCGGGAAUAGCCGCAACGAUCACUUCAGACGCUUUAAUGACUCCGUUUGACGUUUUGAAACAAAGAAUGCAGAUCCUCAACAAGAAGCUUUCCGCCAGGACGUCAAUGUCGCACGUUGCUUGGGACAUCUACAAAAGAGAAGGCUUGAGACAAUUCUAUAUCUCUUACCCCACAACGUUGAUCCUCAACAUUCCAUUUGCUGCCAUUAAUUUCGGAGUGUACGAGUACUCAAGUUCCAAACUCAACCCAGACCAACUUUACAACCCUAUGCUGCACUGCGUUUCCGGAGGAGUCAGUGGUGCUGCCGCUGCAGCCCUUACCACGCCCUUGGACUGCAUCAAGACGGCAUUACAGACAAGAACAAUCCCUAAUGUGACAGGCUUUAAGUCUGCUGCGAUUGGUUUGUACAAAGCCGGAGGCUCAAGCGCAUUCUGGAGGGGUCUCAGUCCUCGUGUCAUAUUCAACGUGCCGUCAACUGCUAUUAGCUGGACCGCAUACGAAAUGGCCAAGGCCUAUCUUCUCAACGACAAAUCCGAACCUUAA
Molecule: messenger RNA, 1005 nt
Organism: Ogataea angusta
Lineage: Eukaryota; Fungi; Ascomycota; Pichiomycetes; Pichiales; Pichiaceae
Exons: 1
Coding region: 1-1005 (334 amino acids)
Biological process (GO): iron import into the mitochondrion
Cellular component (GO): mitochondrial membrane
Molecular function (GO): ferrous iron transmembrane transporter activity
Source: RefSeq, a predicted model, not a curated record